Molecule: messenger RNA, 1188 nt
Organism: Opisthorchis viverrini
Lineage: Eukaryota; Metazoa; Platyhelminthes; Trematoda; Opisthorchiida; Opisthorchiidae
Exons: 2
Coding region: 1-1188 (395 amino acids)
Source: RefSeq, a predicted model, not a curated record
AUGCCAUACGGACGAAGCCUGUCGCGUGGAAGGAAAGGAUCGAGCUAUCCUACGGGGGAAGGGAUGCUUGUGGACGCCAUCACAAAACAGUUGCUUUUGAGCGAAAUUGAUGCAAAGAAAAUGGGGCGCACUAUCCUACGAGGUAACGAGUUAUUUACGGAAGGUACAGCAAGCGCCAUUUUGGAGGGCCAUCUAAGAAAAAAGAAAUCGUCUGGUACACUGAAUUUCUUGGUGGAUCGCAUUCGCUACAAGAGGAGAACAGGCAAUACUCGGGGUGAAUGUACACUGUAUCGAGAAAUAAAACAUUUUUAUCGAUUUCCUUCACAACCAAAUGCCUUCAUGCUUUGUGUUGAACAGGAGCACACUGGAAAACGCAGCUACGAAACGUACACAUGUAGGGAUGCAUCUGAUGUCAACUCAGCACAACGGCUGGUAAGUCAGGCCAGAUCAGAUCCUCAAUGCUUGCUUCACAAUCCCGAGCAAAACGGCAGAGGUGAAUCUACACCUGAGUCCGAUGGGUCUUAUUCUCGGUACAACGGUAGGGGAUACGUUAAUGGCGUAACAAAAACUGUGUUUUCAUCCUACGAAACUCCACUGAUCACACAGCGACAAUCACGCUGGGAUAUAAUGCAACCUGUUGUACAAUCUCCCCUGUUAAUCGAACGUACACGGAGUGCCUCUUCCUUGCAGAUCUACGAUCCAGGAUCGUCACCUGAAAUUCCCAACAACGUAUCUUACAUUCAGAGGGUAGUUCCGGUGAGGACAGAGCCAUCUGCAAGCACGUUCUCCCAUACGCUGGUUGAAGAAGUUCGCUCUCCAUCUCCCAUAGUCCCCAUGCCUGUCCACGCGGAACAUCAUGAUUGGAUUAUCCAAUUGCCUUCGGGUGAGUACAGGGAGGUAAAAUUAAUCAAUCCACCUCCCAGAACGAAGUUUAUCCGCCCUUCUUGGAAUGAUGAUGUUACUUUUAUAUCCAAAACUAACUCUGGGAGGGAGCCUCAGGUUUCUGAUACUGGACCGGUCUACAUGUAUGUUGCACGCACGCAGCGUCCAUCGGUUACUCCGCCUCAAGCACCGGAGCCCAAGUUGAGGAAAAAGAAAACUUCUCGUUAUGACCGCGGCUCGCUAGAUUAUUGGAUACAUUCACUUCCUCCGAGUAAGCUACUGUCACGGCGUACAACACAGUGCUGA